Molecule: messenger RNA, 894 nt
Organism: Elaeis guineensis (African oil palm)
Lineage: Eukaryota; Viridiplantae; Streptophyta; Magnoliopsida; Arecales; Arecaceae
Source: RefSeq, a predicted model, not a curated record
AUGGCCACAUUCAUUGAGGAGAUAAAGCGGGAUGGUUUACUGUACAUGUUUUGCAACUUUGAUGUUGUGAGCUUGACUCUAGCUCCAGGAGCUGGCCUUGCAGGCAUAACGGUAGGAGGAAACUGGUUCAUUGUUGGUGGUGGAACGGUGAGUUCAGGGGUCUCUAAGACUUUGCUUCUUAACAUGUCCACAUUUAUAUGGUCAGUUGUCACUACUGUCCAAGGACGUGUACACCUUGCUAGUGAGGUGAGUUUCAUUUCGUUUAUCUUUUCCCAAUUCUCUGGGAUUGUUGUUUCUUUUGGAGGAUACAAUGGGCAUUACAGCAAUGUGGUCUAUGUUCUCAAACCGAGCUGCAAAUCAAAUGCACAGACCAAGAUCGUGGAUGGACCUGAUAGUAUAACCACAAGUAGGGCUGUGGGACCUAAGAUUGAAACAGCUCAAGACGGAAAAAUGAGGGAAAUCAUGGGGGACGAUGUUGAUUCACAGCCUGCGAAUGUCAGAAAUGUGGAAACAAGUGAGCAACUUGUGUCAGCCCUCAAAGUGGAGAAUGAACAAUUGAGAGCAACAAUUACCAGGGAACAAUUAGAGAUGGCCCAUCUUGAGCAAGAGCUAAAUGAUGCAGAGUCGCGAAAUGCAAACCUUACAAAGGACCUUCAAUCUGUCCAUGGUCAGCUUGCUGCUGAACAGUCAAGAUGCUUCAAACUUGAGGUUGAUGUUGCAGAAGUAGGACAGAAACCACAGACCAUGGAUACCGUACCAAAGGAGCAUGAGCUGCAUCAGCGGCAGAAGGCUGCUGCUGAUUAAACAGCGUUGAAUGCCAAAAGGCCGCAAGGUUCUGAUGGUGUGUGUGGUUGGCUUGUCUACACUCAACCUGCUGCAAGCGGCGCCCAGUGA